AUGUUGGAGCUGGAGUUCGAGGAGGUCAAGGGCCUGCAGGACCUGGGGUUCACCUUCUCUAACGCUGAGGUGGACGCCGAGCUCGCGUCCAUCGUGUCGGGCCUGCUAAAGCGGAAGCGGUCCGAGGAGGAGAACAGCCAGGCCACGACAUCGGCACCCGCGACGGCGACGUCGUCUUCGUCCCGUAGGGCGGCGGAAGCUGUCAACGACGAUGAUGCGUCGGCGGCGCCCAGGAGGCCGUACCUCUCAGAGGCGUGGGACGACAAGGAAGAAGAGGUCAGUAGGGCGCUGCGGAACUGGCGGAUUCCUCCGGCUGGUGAUGGCAACCAGCUCAAGGAGCACCUCUAG
Molecule: messenger RNA, 348 nt
Organism: Miscanthus lutarioriparius
Lineage: Eukaryota; Viridiplantae; Streptophyta; Magnoliopsida; Poales; Poaceae
Source: the annotation of a GenBank genome assembly